Linum tenue is the source of this 1227-nucleotide messenger RNA. Lineage: Eukaryota; Viridiplantae; Streptophyta; Magnoliopsida; Malpighiales; Linaceae. The record is from the annotation of a GenBank genome assembly.
GUUUUGUUUUCGUUUAAUAAAUUGGGGAUUCAUUCGAGCAUUUCCUCGAACACCUUUCCUACAAUCCCUUUUUUUCAACAAGCUUCUGUGUUCUCUUAUUGCGAAUUCCCAACGCCCCGUUAGAUUUUGAUUCAUUUCGUUUGUGGUUGAAUUCGUGCAGCAUCUCAGCCCAGCGAGGUCGAGGCCUCCGCUAAGGUAAUAGACGGAAAAUUGGUGGCCCAGCAAAUCAGAGAAGAGAUAGCCGCUGAAGUAACCAGGAUGAAGGAUGCGAUUGGAGCUGUUCCUGGGCUUGCAGUGAUCCUCGUUGGGGACAGGAAGGACUCCGCGACUUACGUGCGGAACAAGAAGAAAGCUUGCGAAUCUGCUGGGAUCAAUUCUUUCGAAGUGCGCCUGCAGGAGGAUUCGGCGGAGGCUGAAGUUCUCAAGCACAUCGCGGCUUUCAAUGUGAUGACCCUGCAGUUCAUGGCAUUCUUGUCCAGUUGCCCCUACCAAAGCAUAUGAAUGAAGAGAACGUCUUGAAUGCUGUCAGCAAAGGUACUACUAGUCAUUACAAAAUGAUUGUCUCUUUAUUUUAGUAAUUAUAGUGCACAUCUCAUAUGACUAAUUGAUUUUAUAUCUUAUAGGUAAGUAUUAUGUUGUUGAUUCUGGAUGUGCAAACAUUCCUGGGUUUCUAGCGCCAUAUAAGACAAAAGAAGCACGUCAUUUUCAAGAUAUCGAUCGUGGAGGUGGACCAAAGACUCGUAAACAACUUUUUAACCAUUAUCAUUCAUCUCUACACAAUGUUAUCGAGCGUUGUUUUGGAGUUUUGAAGGCUAUAUUUCCCAUUUUGAAGCAUGUGCCUCCUUUCGCUCUCAAGAAACAAGCACACAUUGUUCUUGCAUGUUGUGUUAUACAUAACUUUAUUAGGAUCCACUCUGGUGACGACACUCUGUUUGAAGAAUAUCAAAAUUAUUGCACGGGGGAGAAUGCCAAUGGAGUGCAAGGAGGACAAGAACGAGAAGCGUAUAAUCAUAGUUCAAGCCAAACUCGAGCGAUGGAUGUACGACGAGAUGGAAUAGCAGACAAGUUGUGGGAUGACUUUCAAGCUGGACUUAUUUGAAUUUUUAUGUUGUACUAGUACUUAAUUAAUAUAAGAUGUUGUACUUGUAUUCUAUUUAUUUGUAGUUUAAAAACUAUUUAAUUCAAAUUAAAAAUUAUAAUCAUGUCUAGGGUUGUAUGAUAAUCAAG